AUGGCAAAGCUCACUGAUGAUGCCGACUACGAUGCCGGCGAAACGUUUGAGAAUGUAUCAAGUUCACUGUCAGAUCCUGGGAAUCAUGACAACUACUAUGGCAGACGACUUCGGACUAGUGGUGACUUCUCGAAUUCCACUUGCGAUUUCUCCAUGUAUACAUUUACCAAAAGAGGUGAGAGCGGAGAUCCUAUCGGUAUUCCAAAUAUUGCCCCACAGAUAUUGCCGUUGAGUGUGAAAUACGUGGUCCCUAGAAUCAGGUUAAUCAGUCUUGUAAACGACUCUUUCCGUAUCCGUUCUGUCUCUAUGAUAUCUUCUUCUCGCUCCAAUAUAUCCAGCAAGGCGCUUACCGCCAUCUCGCCUAAGAUAUCUGUGUACAUGGACUGUACCAACAGUUCCGACCCCACCAACCCAAUGUUCUGA
Messenger RNA from Protopolystoma xenopodis, 423 nucleotides. The record is from the annotation of a GenBank genome assembly. Lineage: Eukaryota; Metazoa; Platyhelminthes; Monogenea; Polystomatidea; Polystomatidae.